AUGUCUUCGGAGUGUGAACAUUUGAUUCGCAGAAUGCUAGUUCUAGAUCCCCCUCGGCGAUACACAAUCGAACAAAUAAAAAAUCAUCGCUGGGUUUGUGGAGAGGCCCGAGAUGUUGGCGGCAUGAUACAAUCCAAUGCAAAUAUGGACGGAACGUCCAGCAUAGAACCAAAUGAGGACAUACUAAGGAUCAUGUCAGAAUUUGCUGGUAUUCCCCCAGAUAAGACUAAAACAAGUUUAAAAAAGAACAGCUAUGAUCACGUUGCAGCGAUAUAUUUGUUGCUUCAAGAUCGCGUUAAUAGUAAGAAAAAUUUUCAAGAAUACUCAAAACGCCUAACUGAUAAUACACUGCCAAGGGUUACAUCAAUUAAUCCCGUUGGAUAUCAUGGAUCUUCAAAGUUACUACAUAAAUCCAGACCUACAAUAGACAAACAACGAGUCAAGGAAACUUAUACUUCGCCUAAAGAAAAGACAAUAUCACCACUGCCAAGUUUAGAUGAGGUUAAAUUUGGUAGCUUUCCAACAAAGUUUUCGCAAAAAAUCCUUACCGAUUGUGAUAAUCCGGAAGUCCAAGAUAAGAGUAAGAACUUUAGUUCAACGACACUCAGAAGUUAUGAGCAUAAAGAAGCGCAAAUAAGCCAAUUAGUAAAAGGACGACCAGUGCCUACCAAGAUGUCUCGGUUAAGUGAGCACAAUAUAAGUUCAAGUCAGCAUCCGAUGGCACCGUCAUAUUGCACAGACAAUAAUUUAUCGAACGUAACUGAAUAUAGCCGUAAGGAGAGCGCAUCUUUAGACAAGUCUUCAAUUAGUUUGUUAGCUGUUACAAAUGCCACCUGCGAAAGUUCAUCCCAUCCGCUACAUCAGAAUCUCAGAGAAUGUAUAAUUAAACAAAGCACAGAGGAUUGCCGCCUGCUUUUACAACAACCGUAG
Rhagoletis pomonella (apple maggot) is the source of this 930-nucleotide messenger RNA. Its product is annotated as serine/threonine-protein kinase SIK2-like. Bases 1 to 930 code for a protein of 309 amino acids. The record is from RefSeq and is a predicted model, not a curated record. The transcript is spliced from 3 exons. Lineage: Eukaryota; Metazoa; Arthropoda; Insecta; Diptera; Tephritidae. Gene Ontology annotation, biological process: microtubule cytoskeleton organization; intracellular signal transduction. Gene Ontology annotation, cellular component: cytoplasm. Gene Ontology annotation, molecular function: protein serine/threonine kinase activity; tau-protein kinase activity.